Molecule: messenger RNA, 4500 nt
Organism: Leptomonas pyrrhocoris
Lineage: Eukaryota; Euglenozoa; Kinetoplastea; Trypanosomatida; Trypanosomatidae
Exons: 1
Coding region: 1-4500 (1499 amino acids)
Source: RefSeq, a predicted model, not a curated record
AUGGGCAUUCAGGGGAGCGGCAAGACGUCGUUUAUGUUGGGAAAUGUGCAGGGAGGCGACGCAGCGCCUCCACGAACACUCUCCGCACCGCCGCCGCGGCCGUCUGCCGCCACCGCGGCUUCAUCUUCACCCCUCUCCGCGGCACCCGCUACGGGCGGUCUCUUCCGUGCUGUGAUGGACCGACUCUUUGCGACGGAGCAGCACACACGCUCUCUCUCGGUCGCCGUGAGUGUGGUAGAAGUACGCGAUGUCGCCCCUCUGCAGCACCCCUCCGUCCUGCAGCGGCCGCGUGAGACGGUGGAUCUGCUGUCGGGGCAGCUGCUGAGCCGGCAGGAAGGUCAGCAUGAGGAGGGUACGGCUGUGCUGAGAAGGGUUGACCGACGACGGCGGGAGAGCUCGCCGGACGAGGACGGCUCCUCCGGGUCCGCGACGCCGUCCGUUGCGGUGGAUGAGCCGACCGACAUCCCCGCGGCGUGCUACGUGCGGGUGCACUCGUCCGCCGCGGCUGCACGGGUGCUUUACACCGCCCUCCGCUCCUCCACCGCGUGGCAGCCUCGCCUUGAUACCAACGUCAGUGAGACAGUGGGGCCGGCGGACGCACGACAUCCUUCCUCUCCACCCGUCUCGUGUCUUCUGCGUCCUGCCGGUCUGCCGCGGGAGGAGCAAACGAGCCAUUUGUGCGUGACGACACUCGUCAGCCACGCCGGCGAUGCACGUCGCGGUUGGCAGGCCACCACGCCACCCGCGGUCGGCAUUUGGAAGCUGUGGGACGUGUCGGGUCCCGACCCGUCCUGCGGCUAUCGCCCGUACACAGCAGGGGAUGCAAAUGACGCCUCAACGCCGCCGCCACCACUGAGGAAUAAGAAGACCACAAGAAGGACCCAUGCGCAGGUAGAAGAGCGGGACCCUUUGGAGAGAGAUCGUGCCGACACGCAGUGGAAGCCUGCGCUGCCGUGGCACAACCGCUACAGCCUGCCAUCCCUCACCCACACCUGCCUGACCGCCUUCGGAUGUGGUGCGGAUCGGCCGGCGAGGUGUGACCUCUCUCUUCUGCGGUGUGACGCAACGGCGCUGCAGAUUGCGGCGAGUGCGACAGAGUCCUGCUCUUUGGUGAUCCCGGUGUGCACGGUGGUGGCCGCGGCGUCGGCGGAUGAGGUGAACGCCGAGGUGCUGCGCUGCGCCGGUGGGUGGGCCGCGUUCGGCCGUCGUGCGGAUGCCCCCGUGCUGGAGGGAGAGGGACGUGCAACGCAAACUGCGGAACGCAGCCGUGGUGCGGACAACGCAGCCGCUGCUCAACGCGUGCUGGAGGACUACGCCGUGCCCUUUGAAGACUUCUUUAGGGAGAACAUCGCACCGUGCGCAUCGGCUGUGCCGCCGACACUGUGGGAAGCAUCGUGUACGCCCGGCGCCAGCGAUGGCGGGGCAGGAGUUGGUGCUCCUGCCAUUUGCGACACAUCAGCGACUUUUGCGCGGAAUCCAUCCACCUUCUCGUCAACGACAGCGCCACUCAGGACAGCGCCGGAAGCUCGUCGCGUCGAUGGACGAGUUCCUCUUCCUGUGAGUAGCGGAGUGCCGGGAGACAGGACGGCGCCGUUGAGCAUCAACGUCACCGCAUCGGAGGAGGACCAACUCACCACGCUGCCUGCGGUUGCCUACAGCAAAGAUCGGAGCGAUGCUUUGGCGGACCGCGCAGCCGCGCUGGCCUCUGGUUUAACUCCUGUCAAGGAGGAGGAGAAGAGUUCGAGGGAGGAAGGCACCUGCAGCGUUUCACAGCGUUCACCUCUACACGGAAAGCGCACCGAGAACCUCGUGCGCACGCCACAACGCCUCGGCAACGAGAGCGCCAUGGCAGCUGCGAAACCGGCGGCUGCUAUGGCCACAACGAUGUCUACUCUAUCAACGCAGCCUUCUGUGGCUGCCCUGUGCGCUGCGGGGGCGAUGAAGGCGGAGGAGGCACGGCUGCAACGCUUUGAGGGCGUGUUUGAGACGGAGACUUUUGAUGUCGCCGACGAGCCUCCGUGGACUUCGCACGCGGUGCCCGCUCUGAACGAGGCGGAGGACGGCGUUUUUCCGGUCUCGCUGCCUUCCGCUGAGGCGAAACCUGUGGGUUUGCGUGCGGGCGAGCGGCGGCAACAGAGCGAGCAAGCACCGCUCCACACCCCCGUCAAGCAAGACAGUUCCCCUCCCUCUGUGAUGCGCACAGCUCUGCGCCCGCCGGCGUCCGCAGCUCCUCCCCCGCCGCUGCCGCUGCCGAGUGAGUCUGGGCGUCGCGGUGCUGCCGGACCACCACCACCGCCGUCACCACCGCCGCCGGUCGCCGCGGAGCCCACCGACAAGGAAGAGACGUUUCUGUGCACUCCGCAGGAGCUGCGGUACGACACAUCGGAGCUGCCCCCUCCACGCGACGGCCAAAGAGCAGCGCUCACAGUAGAUAGCGCGGCGGCAUCACGGGCUAAUCCCACAACGAACCCAGACCCGGCCGCAGCGGCCGUCGUGCAGUACCUGGCCCCCUACUGCGAUCAGUUUCUCCAACUGUACGCCGACAUGCGUCGUGACGUCGCGACGUGGCGGGCAGCGGAGGUUGCGUCGCUUCAGACGCUGUCAGAACUGGCAGAGCAGCACACACGUGACAUACAACGGCUCACGCAGCUCCUGCGCCAACUAUCCGCUCCUGCAGCAAACAGAAGCCUUGAUGGUGGCGCCGUGUCCUCCGCUCCGGUAACGUCAUCAGGCGAUGCCGCUGCCGCGCUCGCCUCCACAAGCUCUCUCAUCUUCGAGCAGCUGGUGAAGUCGGAGGAGAAGGUGACCUGGUUGGAGAAGCAGCUGGUUCAGUGGCGUCAGCGCACCCACGAGGCGUCCACGCUGCACCACAGCAUCGCAGAGGUCGGAGAUGCCAGCGCUCUCGUAGACGACCACAAGGCGGAGUUGACUAUCGGGCUGUUUGCCAUCGACAGUCAGGGCCUUCACGCUUCGGCCCUCUCAGAGGGCGACGACUUUGUGAAGGACGACGGGGCGGACCCGACGGGGCGACACGUGGCGCAGGCACAGCGCAUCCUUCACCGCCUGCUGCAGCGCUGCGGACGUGCGUACGCCUCGGCACAGGAACGCAGCACGCGGUGGCAGGAGCAGCUGACGCAGGAGCACGCAUCCAAGUCCGCGCUGAUGGAUCGCAUGACGGAGCUGGAGGGGGAGCUAGCGGAGUACCGACGUAGGGGAGGUGCGGUGUUGGCCGCACUUCCACCGGGCUCCUCUCACGCAGAGGCAGGGACGCCCGACCGGCACCGUGGUGCGUCCGCCGCGUCACGUACGACUCCUCUGAACUGCCCUGAUGAUCCUCUUCUGUAUUCUGGCGCUGUUCUUACCGCCUUCGACCGGCGGAGUGACCCGAAACACGUCAAACGCACGGAGGAGGAGGGAGAGGAGCAGCUCAUCCCUAUCAACAUGCGCCGUGAAGACAAAGAAGAACUCAUUCGCUACACCCGCGCUGCCCUGACGUGUGCGACGCCCGCGCAGGUCAGCCCGAUUCGCAGCCUAGACGACACCGUCCUCUCGCUGCCGUCGCAGGCCGCCGAUCGGGGUCGCGGUCGCACCGCGGCGGCUCAGACAACACCGGUACCGGAAGAAGAGCGCCAUCCCGCAUCUUCCUCCGCCGCCUCCUCCACCUCGCGACCCUCCGUUGCGGCCGACGUGCCCUCGCAACUCGCUGCUCUGCUGUCGCGUGCGGUGGGGCGCGAUGACGAGAGUGGAGGGUUUCCAAGCAAUCGCCGUGCCGGGCGGCCGCAUCUCCCUCCGUCUUCUACCGCUGCUGCUGCGGCCGCCGCGGCGCUGUUUGACGUUCGCUUUGGGCCCGCCUCUUCAACCGCUGCGGAAGCUUCUGUGCAGGUGGCCGUUGACAGCGAUGCCGAGGAAGCACCACAUCUCUUUAACGCUGCGUCGCCUCCGUCGCCUUUCACGCGCUCCGCUGCCACGCCGCGUGCGAAUUCGGAGCGACUUCACGAGGCAAUCACGCAACCGGGGGUCCGACAGGGUGCGACGCGAUCUGCUGCACGGACACACGGAGCCGUGACAGUCGCAGACGAACUCCACGGUACAGGCCCACGUGACGACUCGUACCCUACAGUGGCGCUGCAGCGCCUUCAACGGGCCGCGACGCAACUGGCGGCGAAUGCGGUGCGUCUGACGCGCCUGGCGGACCCAAACGACGAGAGCGCCGGGACCACGGUGAGCAGCGCAGCGCAACUGCUGCGAGAAACGCUGGAGGAUCCGAGACGGAGGCCGGCACCGGCAGGCAACGACAUCUUCACCGUGCGCAGCAGGUCGAGUGAGAGAGAUGCCGAUCACGUCAUGAUGACACCGCUGUCUCAAUCGUUGGGUGAGCUGCGGUCUGCGUCGCAGGCGGUGCAACGCGAGGCACGCGAGACGGCGGAACGCGAGAGGGCCUACCUGUCAACCAUCCUCUUCUCUCCGGUUUCUUCUCCAGAAAGAGGGAACGUUGCCUGA